Molecule: messenger RNA, 2279 nt
Organism: Amorphotheca resinae ATCC 22711
Lineage: Eukaryota; Fungi; Ascomycota; Leotiomycetes; Helotiales; Amorphothecaceae
Exons: 1
Coding region: 17-2194 (725 amino acids)
Cellular component (GO): mitochondrion
Molecular function (GO): ATP binding; ATP hydrolysis activity
Source: RefSeq, a predicted model, not a curated record
CAAAUAUAAAUACACAAUGCGGACAUCGACGGCGAGAAGAUUGCAGUGGCCCUUUCAACUGCGUCUAUAUGGCACAUCAACAGCUCGGCCACCGAUAGUCCGCAUUUCCAACGGCACUUUCUAUCGCCACCACCCAAAUUCACACCAUGCAGCUACGGAUGCCAAUCCAGCUUUGUUCGAGAACCUCAAUUUCGAGCUGCCUUCCUUUAAGCCAGAAUACUGGUCAAUCGUAGGCCCGUCAUUAUCUGGAAAGACGACAUUCCUGCAGAUUUUGCGCGGGCAGCAUAUAUGCAUUCCUCCCGCGGCCCGUUCCUAUCCAUAUCUCGAAUCCGAAGAAAUCGAGCAAAAAGACCAUGCACUUCGACAACCAAGCCGAGCUAUCAAAUAUGUGGGAUUUGAUGGAGAGCAAGGCAUUGGUGGCCAAGCACCGACGAGCGCAUACCUGAGUGCUAGGUAUGAGUCACGAAGAGAAGAAACAGAUUUCAGUGUGCUAGAUUAUCUGAAAGGCAAUACGGAGUUGAACCCUUCCCAGAAUAUAACGGGGAAGACGGUAGAUAUUGAGAGUCUGGAUCGAGUGAUCAGGGACUUGCGACUGGGCGAUUUGGUGGGCAUGCCAGUUUCGAAUCUUAGUAAUGGGCAAACGAGGCGGGCCAGGAUUGCAAAAGCUCUGUUGAGGGAUCCUGAGGUCCUGUUGCUUGAUGAGCCAUUUAUGGGCUUAGAUCCUCCGACUCUCUUGACUCUGAGUCCGAUGUUGUAUGGCCUGGCAAAGGCCAGUACUCCAAGACUUCUUUUGACACUUCGGCCACAGGAUCCAAUCCCUGAUUGGAUUACGCAUCUUGUUUAUUUAAAGGGGAACUGUAAGGUCGCUUUUCAAGGACCUAAAGAGAAAGUCCUUGAUGAUUUGAGGCAGUAUGUGGAAGACGUCAAGGGUGGCAAUGCCGAACCCGAUUCCCACUUGCCCAUACAUUCCAUGCACGAAGUUGGCCGACAGCUCACAAGCCAAGGCAUUGUGGAACCGAAUACGACAAGGCACCAUAUGCCAGCGAUUGUAUCCAAUGCUGAGGCUCUUGCGGGAAAUAGAGCCAAAGAAGCCGCUGUUGGAGACCCCCAGAACCCUCUAGUAUCUAUGCGACCUGACAGCGAAACAGAUAUCUUGAGUCGAGACGGAUAUAGGUUAAAUGACACUGAAUCGCCAGAAAUCGGUGAACCGCUAGUAGAGAUGGAAGGGGUUCGCGUUACCUACGGGACCAAGGCCGUCUUGGGCAAUUGGACUCAAGAGGUCAAUGGUACAUCGAAAGAAGGAGUAUUCUGGACUGUUAGACGAGGCGAGAGGUGGGGAAUCUUCGGACCAAAUGGAUCAGGCAAGACCACAAUCCUGUCUCUGAUCUCUUCGGAUCAUCCGCAAACUUAUUCCCUUCCAAUCCGACUUUUCGGACGCUCGCGUCUCCCAGAACCAGGCCAACCCGGAAUUUCAAUCUUCGAUAUUCAAAAGCGAAUUGGUCAUUCCAGCCCCGAAAUUCACAACCAUAUGCCUAAAUCGUUAACUCUUCGUCAAGUCUUAGCGAAUGCGUGGUCUGACACUUUCAGGGGACGACCGAACCUGGAUGACGAUGCGAAUGCACGGAUUGAUGCGUGCCUCAGAUGGUUUGAAGAGGAUCUCAGACCUGGAAGCAACGCCAGCCCAGAAAGUAUGACAGACCGGGGAACUUCUUCCAAGCUGGAUACUGCCAGACCGGACUGGGCUGAUCAUCUGGUGUUCGGCGAGUUACCAUUCUCAGCACAAAGAGUAGCAUUGUUCCUGCGCGCGAUUAUCAAGCACCCCGAUCUUGUCAUUCUGGAUGAAUCUUUCAGUGGUAUGGAUGACGGCAUCAGAGAUCGCUGCCUUUUGUUCCUUGCCCAUGGCGAGUCCAAGCAGUACAUCACCACUGCGCCGAGGGCAGACUCGAAAGUAGGGAGCGGGGAGCGUAGAAUCGUCGAGUCCGAUAUAUCGAAAGCUGGACAGGUGAAGGUUGGAGGCUUGAAGAAAGAUCAGGCACUUCUCUGCAUCAGCCACAUCCGCGAAGAGAUACCAGGCAGCAUCCGAGAGUGGAUUUGUCUGCCAGAGGCUAAUACGGGGCAGCCUGCGAGGUUUGGUAGAUUGGAUGGUCCAAUUGAAGGGAACUAUCGCAGGUGGAAUGAGAUCUGGGGGAUGUAAGAAUACACGGCUGGCAUGUUGAAAUAGACAGAAAAUGAUAACUAGUCGACCACCUUCUGACAGAAUAUAAACCUAAAUCACAGUG